This is a messenger RNA of Penicillium robsamsonii, 2409 nucleotides long. RefSeq names its product Glycoside hydrolase family 1. Gene Ontology annotation, biological process: carbohydrate metabolic process. The record is from RefSeq and is a predicted model, not a curated record. The transcript has 4 exons. The coding region runs from base 1 to 2409 and encodes 802 amino acids. Gene Ontology annotation, molecular function: beta-glucosidase activity. Lineage: Eukaryota; Fungi; Ascomycota; Eurotiomycetes; Eurotiales; Aspergillaceae.
AUGGAUUUGAACUCAGUGCAAGAUCUCAAGGGUGUGCUUCGGCCUGACUUCUUCCAUGGCUACGCCACAGCAGCAGCCCAAAUAGAAGGCGCCUGGAACAAGGAUGGCAAGGGCGUCUCCAUUUGGGAUACAUUCGGCCACACCCCGGGCAAAAUCGCCGAUGGAAGCAACGCCGACGACGCCGUCCGAGCGUACGACUUCUACCGCGAAGAUGUGGCGCUCAUGAAGUCCUAUGGCGUAAACGCCUACCGCUUCUCUCUCUCCUGGUCCCGGAUCAUCCCCCUCGGUGGCGCAGACGACCCCGUCAACGAGCAAGGCAUCAAAUUCUACUCCGAUCUCAUCGAUGAACUCCUCCGCAAUGGAAUCACCCCCUUCCUCACCCUGUUCCACUGGGAUAUCCCCCAGGCCCUGGAAGAUCGGUACGGCGGCAUGUUAAACCAGGACGCCUACACGCCGGACUUCGUGCGCUACGCCCGCGUCUGCUUCGAGCGCUUCGGCGACCGCGUCAAGCACUGGAUCACCUACAAUGAGCCAGGUGUCUAUACCCUCGCCGGGUAUGCAGCGGGCGUGCACGCGCCAGGAAGAUCAUCUUUCCGUGAGCGAAAUGAGGAAGGCGACUCGUCCACCGAGCCGUUCACCGUCGCGCACACUGAGCUUGUCUCGCACGGUCAUGCUGUGCGCUUGUAUCGUGAGGAGUUCCAGCCCCAGCAAAAGGGAACUAUCGGUAUCACACUGCACGGUAACUGGUCUGAGGCGUGGGAUGAGGAGGACCCACGCGACCAGGAGGCUGCUGAGCGUGCGCGCGAGUUUGAGAUCGCUUGGUUUGCGGAUCCGCUGUACAAGACGGGUGAUUAUCCUGCGUCGAUGCGAGCGCAGCUCGGUGAUAGAUUGCCCAAGUUCACCGAGGAGGAAUCGAAGCUUGUGUUUGGGAGCUCGGAUUUCUAUGGCAUGAAUAGCUACACGACCUUCUUCGUGAAGCAUAGGACAGCUGAGCCGGAUAUCAAUGACCACAAGGGCAAUGUGGAGGUCUUUGAUGAUAAUAAGCAAGGCGUGUCUCGUGGGGAGGAAAGUGAUACCCCGUGGCUGCGUACUGCGCCUGUGGGAUUCAGGAAGCUGUUGAACUGGAUCUAUAAACGAUACCAGAUGCCGAUUUACAUCACUGAAAAUGGUACCACCGCCAAGGGUGAAACGGCCCCCACGCCUGAGGUUCUUAAUGAUGAGUUCCGCAUCAGGUUCUUUGAGGGCUAUGUCGGCAAUGCAUUGGCACGAGCUGUGAAGGAAGACGGAGUUGAUAUCCGGUCUUACUUUGCUUGGACAUUCACUGAUAAUUGGGAAUGGGCCGCUGGAUAUGCGGAUCGCUUCGGUUGCACUUUUAUCGACUUUGACUCCGAAGAAAAGACUCGCUAUCCUAAGCACCAGAUCUCUAUCUACGACACCAUGUUCCAGUACACCUCCAAAUUAGCGUGGAAAGAUGUGCGCGAAGUCGCAAGUGAAUUUCAGUCCACCCUCCAGAUCCUAACACCUCACAUAUUUACGGAGAUGGAGGGUAUUGCAGAGGGCGCUGGGCUAGAUGUUCUUGAUAUAAUCGCGCUCAACUGCCGAAGCGAGAUCGCGCUAGGACGAUUCUCCGAUGGCUGUACGUCAUUAUGCUGGAGAAAAAGCGAGACGGCGCGAGUACUCUCGCAGAAUUGGGACUGGACGGCGACUGUCAAGAAGAACCUAGCGAUGGUAUCGAUUGAGCAGGUUGGGAAACCGACCAUCUAUAUGGUUACCGAGGCAGGAAUCGUCGGCAAGAUUGGGUUUAAUACCAACGGUGUCGGAACUUGUCUUAAUGCAAUCCGUGCCAAGCCGAUGAUUAGUAGCAAGGUCCCGAUUCACGUUGCGCUUCGGCUCUGUUUGGAGAGUACUUCUGUCGACAACGCUGUGGAAACCCUCGAGUCGCUGGGCGGUGUUGCCUCUGCUCAGCAUAUCCUUUGUGCAGACAGUACCAAAGCACUGGGACUUGAGCUAUCGCCGGUGGGAGACAAGCAUAUCGCCGAGGAUACGUCGGGGAUUAUCGGCCAUACCAAUCACUUCCUUGAGAAUCGCUAUGUGAAUGAGCCGCCGUGGCUGUCCGGGUCACCUAUCCGACUCGAGCGUCUAGGGGAAUUGACUCGGGGCUUAAUGGAUACCGGUAUUCAGGGCGACGAUAUUACACCUACUUUGCUGCGAGAAUGUGUCUUCUCUGAUACGUAUAACAAGCCUCAGUCUAUAUGUUGUCAAGAGGAUCCAUCGCGUCAUAUCUCGAAUCGAAGUAGUACUUUGUUCAACAUUGUUAUGAACUUGGACCCGAGGAAUUUGGGCGCGGAGGUGGUCUUUGGUCGGGUUGGGUCUGGGGAGGAAGGGUCUGUGUUGACAAUGCCUUGGUGA